AUGUGGGUCAUCACCGUCCUCUCUGCGGCCUGUCUGCUGGUCAGUCCAUCCCUGGCUGGGAUCAAAGAGCUAACCUCUCACUUCACUGACCCUGAACUGGUCCCUCGAGGCCUAGAACCAGGGGGGGCCGUGGAUAUAGAGUCCAUCCCCUUGGAGUUCCACAAAGAAAACACCGUCACUAAUGACCUAGUUUUUGAUGGCUUUGAGGAUGAAGACUAUUUAGAUUUUGAUAAGAUCCUGGCUGCGGGCAGUGACGACUACAUUGAAGGGGACGAGAUAGACGAGAUCGCCACACCAGCCCCAGACAUCGACAUCUUUGCUGAACCCUCCGACCCGAAGAUCCGGCGUGCCAGACUCCUGCGCCUGUUCCACGGUCGCUCUCGCCUCCAACGCCUCAACAUUGUUAAUGCCCAUUUCGGUUUCAACCUCUAUCGAAGUCUUCGUAACGACGUCAACCAGAGUGACAACAUCCUGCUCGCACCUGCUGGGAUCUCCAUCGCUAUGGGGAUGAUGUCUUUAGGAGCAGGACCUGGAACCCAUGAUCAAAUCUACAAGGCUCUGGGGUUCGCUGAGUUUGUCAAUGCUAGCAAUCACUAUGACAACACGACAGUACACAAGCUCUUCAGGAAGCUAACGCACAGGCUCUUUAGGAGGAACUUUGGUUACACGCUACGCUCUGUGAACGAUGUCUACGUAAAGAGGGAAGUGGCGAUGAAAGAUACUUUCCGUGCGGAGACAAAGGCUUAUUAUUUUGCAGAGCCGCAGUCAGUGGACUUCAGGGACCCGGCCUUUCUGGACAAGGCCAACCGUCGCAUCCUAAAGCUGACCAAAGGGCUGAUCAAGGAACCGCUCAAGACUGUGGACCCAAACAUGGUGCUGAUGCUACUCAACUACCUGUACUUCAAAGGUACAUGGGAACAGAAAUUCCCCAAAGAAAUGACUCACUAUCGCAACUUCAGAGUUAACGAAAAGACAAACGUGCGCGUGCCAAUGAUGACCAACAAGGGGAACUAUCUGGCUGCUGCCGACCACGAACUAGAGUGUGACAUCCUCCAGCUCCCUUACACAGGGAAAAUCAGCAUGCUCAUUGCCUUGCCUCAGAAAAUCACUGGCAUGAGGACUUUGGAGCAGGAGAUCUCUCCCACUGUUGUCAGCAAGUGGCUCAAAAACAUGACAAACAGGACUCGAGAGGUGGCGUUACCUCGGUUUAAACUGGAGCAGAACUAUGACUUGAUUGCAAAUUUGAAGGAGAUGGGCCUCACUGACUUGUUCCAGGAGACUGGAGAUUUCUCUGGAAUGACCUCUGAAAAGGUCUCCAUGAACUGGCUGAAGCACCAGGGAACCAUCACUGUGAAUGAAGAGGGGACUGAGGCUGCUGCUCUGACCCAGAUGGGCUUCAUGCCCCUCUCCUCUCAGAUCCGCUUCAUUGUAGACCGUCCCUUCCUCUUCCUGAUCUACGAGCACCGCACAGACUGCCUUGUGUUCAUGGGCCGGGUGGUCAAUCCUUCACAGAACUAA
Molecule: messenger RNA, 1518 nt
Organism: Cottoperca gobio
Lineage: Eukaryota; Metazoa; Chordata; Actinopteri; Perciformes; Bovichtidae
Gene: serpind1
Product: serpin peptidase inhibitor, clade D (heparin cofactor), member 1
Exons: 6
Coding region: 1-1518 (505 amino acids)
Biological process (GO): negative regulation of endopeptidase activity; blood coagulation
Molecular function (GO): serine-type endopeptidase inhibitor activity
Source: RefSeq, a predicted model, not a curated record